AUGAGCUCCGGUUCUUCUACCACAGGCUCCAACGCUUUUUCUUCCGAUAUGGAUGAAUCAAAUUACCUGAAAAAGAAUAGGAUCUUGCAUCGGGCACGACUGGGUUUAUCCCUUAUUAUCUUCAUCGCUGCUGUCGCUAUUAUUCCCUGCGAAGCAGUCCCGUUCCAUCAUUAUAGGACUACGGCUAAGUGGGCCUCUUCGGGUCUUGCCCUCUGGCCGAUGAACUUUGAUAUCCGACCGACAGUAGCUGCUCUUGCUUGCGGCUGUGUCAUUGGAGCAUUGAACUUGGCAUACGUUGUUGUGGCUCUUCUUCCGUUGCCACAAUCGCGCAUUAAGCUCCUGAACUCCUACUCCUCAGCCUCAGCAACUGCAGGUUUUAUCACAGCCCUAGUGGGUCUUCUCUUCAUCAUCUACCUUCCAUCCUCGUCCUACCCAACCGGCUUCAACGAAAACGAGACCUUGCAUAGCUGGACUUGCAAAUGGAGGGAGAGCUCCAGUGACGAGGCUACACCUAUCCAUUUUGCACGCGACUGUCACGCUACGAAUGCGGGGUUCGGGCUGUUGUGCUUGACACUCGGAUUGGAGAUCUUUAUGGGGAUGGCUGCGGCCGCCGGAACCUGGUUCCAAAAAGAUGUUGGUCGCCGGCGUGAAGAGCAGGUUCAGUUGGAGAAGUUGGAGAUUGCUACGAAGCAGGCGUAUAAGAAUUGA
Penicillium longicatenatum is the source of this 708-nucleotide messenger RNA. RefSeq lists its product as uncharacterized. The record is from RefSeq and is a predicted model, not a curated record. The coding region runs from base 1 to 708 and encodes 235 amino acids. NCBI's taxonomy places the organism in Eukaryota, Fungi, Ascomycota, Eurotiomycetes, Eurotiales, Aspergillaceae. The transcript is spliced from 2 exons.